UGAGUUUUGAAGUUUUGUUUUUUGAAAAUUCGAAAUUGAGUAUUGAAUUAUUAUUAAUCUUGAAUCUUGAUCAUAUUUAAUUUUUUUUUAUAUAGUUUCAUCUUAUAUUUUAGUGGAACGAUUGAAUUAUGUUGAAAGUUUUAACAUCGGUUGCGAAAGUAAGCCGUCCAGCCGUUAGAGGUUUUCAAUGUAAUUUUAACUUACGCAGAUUUGUAUCGAAUCUGCAACAUAGUCAAACACAAAAAUUCACCCAUUGGACUAAGCCAUCAGUACAGUAUCCUUCACGUUUUUUCUUUAUUCGCUUAUGUCAUGCAAAACCACCAGAGUUGACUCCUCGUGAAAAACUGAAAAUAGCUGCUAAAGAAUACGGUUCAGUAUUGAUUGUGUUUCAUGUUGGAAUAUCAUUAAUUUCAUUAGGUUCGGUAUAUUUUUUUAUUUCUAAUGGUGUCGACGUCCAACAAUGGAUUGGGUGGAUGGGUUUGUCAAACGCAAAUGAAAAUACUAAAAUUGUAGCUGGAGCAAGUCAGUUUAUCAUUGCAUAUGCCAUACAUAAAUCUUUUGCUCCAGUACGCAUUUCAAUAACACUUAUAUCUGUGCCGUUAAUUGUACGAUACCUUAGGACAAAAGGAAUAAUGAAAAUAAAAAAAUAAAUAUUAAUUAAGAGAACCUAUGUAAUUGUAUAAAUAAUUAUUGUAUUACUAUGGGGUUAAAAGUGUAUUAUUUAGAAAAAUUAUUUUUAUAUUUGUAUAAA
This is a messenger RNA of Rhopalosiphum maidis (corn leaf aphid), 751 nucleotides long. Its product is annotated as protein FAM210B, mitochondrial-like. The record is from RefSeq and is a predicted model, not a curated record. The transcript has a single exon. Bases 129 to 650 code for a protein of 173 amino acids. Gene Ontology annotation, cellular component: mitochondrion. NCBI's taxonomy places the organism in Eukaryota, Metazoa, Arthropoda, Insecta, Hemiptera, Aphididae.